AAGAAAGACAGUGGGAGAGAGAGAGGCAGAGAGAGAGGGAGAGGGAGAGUGACAGCAGCGCCCGCGGGGGCUCAACCCCCAGACCUCCAGAAAUGACGUCAGAAUCAUUUGCAUCCCGCUGCCUCUACCUGCCCGGUCCAGCUGGGACCCUGCCUCGCCGACCCCAUGGCCAGAGGGUUGGAGGGGCGCUGCCCGAUGACCUACACGGACUGAGACAGGAUCGCCAUGAAUGGAGACCUCUGGAAAAGCUCAGGAGCAGAGGCCCAAGAAAUUAAUGAUCAUGAGCUCGUAUUUGAUGGACUCUAACUACAUCGAUCCGAAAUUUCCUCCAUGCGAAGAAUAUUCGCAAAAUAGCUACAUCCCUGAACACAGUCCGGAAUAUUACGGCCGGACCAGGGAAUCGGGAUUCCAGCAUCACCACCAGGAGCUGUACCCACCACCGCCUCCGCGCCCUAGCUACCCUGAACGCCAGUAUAGCUGCACCAGUCUCCAGGGGCCGGGCAAUUCGCGAGGCCACGGGCCGGCCCAGGCGGGCCACCACCACCCCGAGAAAUCACAGCCGCUCUGCGAGCCGGCGCCUCUCUCAGGCGCCUCUGCCUCCCCGUCCCCAGCCCCGCCAGCCUGCAGCCAGCCAGCCCCUGACCAUCCCUCCAGCGCCGCCAGCAAGCAACCCAUAGUCUACCCAUGGAUGAAAAAAAUCCACGUUAGCACGGUGAACCCCAAUUAUAACGGAGGGGAACCCAAGCGCUCGAGGACAGCCUACACCCGGCAGCAAGUCCUGGAAUUAGAGAAGGAGUUUCAUUACAAUCGCUACCUGACCCGAAGGAGAAGGAUCGAGAUCGCCCACUCGCUGUGCCUCUCUGAGAGGCAGAUCAAAAUCUGGUUCCAAAACCGUCGCAUGAAAUGGAAGAAGGACCACCGACUCCCCAACACCAAAGUCAGGUCAGCGCCCCCGGCCGGCGCUGCGCCCAGCACCCUCUCGGCAGCCACCCCGGGCACUUCUGAAGACCACUCCCAGAGCGCCACGCCGCCGGAGCAGCAACGGGCAGAGGAUAUUACCAGGUUAUAAAACAUAACUCACACCCUGCCCCCACCCCAGGCCCCCGUCCUCCCCUCACACACAAAUUGACUCUUAUUUAUAGAAUUUAAUAUAUAUAUAUAUAUUUUGGUUCUUUUCUCUCUUCCUCCCACCUUAUCCCUUGUCAAUUCCAAACAGACAAAACAGAUAAACAAACAAGCCCCCUGCCCUUCUCUCUUUUCCACUGUUAAGGACCCUUUUAAGCAUGUGAUAUUGUCUUAGCAUGGUACCUGCUGGGGUUUUUUUUUUAAAGGCCAUUUUGGGGGGGUUAUUUAUUUUUUAAGGAAAAAAAGCUGCAAAAAUUAUAUAUUGCAAGGUGUGAUGGUCUGGUUUGGGUGCAUUUCAGGGGAAAUGAGGAAAAGAAAAAAGGAAAGAGAUUUUAAGCCAAUUCUCAUCUUUCUUCUCCUCCUGCUCCUUCCCCCCUCUUUCCUUAGGCCUUUUGCAUUGAAAAUGCUCCAGGGGAGGUUAGUGAGGGGGAAGUCAUUUUAAGGAGAACAAAGCUAUGAAGUUCUUUUGUAUUAUUGUUGGGGGGAGCUGGGAGGAGAGUGGGGAAGACAGCAGACAAAGCUAAAUGCAUCUGGAGAGCCUCUCAGAGCUGUUCAGUUUGAGGAGCCAAAAGAAAAUAAAGAUGAACUUUCAGCUCAGAAAGGGAGUCUAUAGGUAGAAUACCCUCUCCCCUCAUCGUGGUUAUUGUGUUUUUGGACUGAAUUUACUUGAUUAUUGUAAAACUUGCAAUAAAGAAUUUUAGUGUCGAUGUGAAAUGCCCCGUGAUCAAUAAUAAACCAGUGGAUGUGAAUUAGUUUUA
Molecule: messenger RNA, 1883 nt
Organism: Camelus dromedarius (Arabian camel)
Lineage: Eukaryota; Metazoa; Chordata; Mammalia; Artiodactyla; Camelidae
Gene: HOXC4
Product: homeobox C4
Exons: 5
Coding region: 230-1069 (279 amino acids)
Biological process (GO): anterior/posterior pattern specification; positive regulation of transcription by RNA polymerase II; embryonic skeletal system morphogenesis
Cellular component (GO): nucleoplasm; nucleus
Molecular function (GO): RNA polymerase II cis-regulatory region sequence-specific DNA binding; DNA-binding transcription factor activity, RNA polymerase II-specific
Source: RefSeq, a predicted model, not a curated record